Molecule: messenger RNA, 486 nt
Organism: Laetiporus sulphureus 93-53
Lineage: Eukaryota; Fungi; Basidiomycota; Agaricomycetes; Polyporales; Laetiporaceae
Exons: 3
Coding region: 1-486 (161 amino acids)
Source: RefSeq, a predicted model, not a curated record
AUGCUCGCGAAGCCGGGUUUCGAUCUGCUCGCGGAAUUGGUGCAACGCCUAGGACAUAAGAGAUUCCUUCGGAGUCUCGAUGAAUGCACAGAGCUCAACCAUCCCGGCCUGUUUGUUGGUCCGAAACCCCCGAAAGGUCCUCAGCAACGGAUGUCGCUCAUCGCUCUUCAGCGGAUCAUCAAGGUCGCAGACGAGUUCACUUUCCCGCAUGCGGGUGCACUUAAACCCUUGCCUGUGUGGAGUUACGUCGACUUCGACCAAAAGCGUCGAGAUGUCGAGCUCAAAAGCGCGGAGCACGCUCUUCUGAUCCAUUUCCUCGCAAUGUUCGGCAGGCCUUAUUGGUAUACCCUUGGCGACUCUCCAGACGUUGUGCCUGCUGCAAGGAAGAAGCUCAUCUACGACGACGAAUUCAAUCCUGAAAACCUCGAUCAUGUGUUCGCCGUCUUCGCAAACCGUUUCGUGCUACAAAUCAGUAAUACGAAGUAA